GGCAGAGGCGAGCUUCCCGGCAGACUACAGCCGGGGAUUUCAAGCCGUCUGAACCAACCUGCAACAUUUCUGGCGUGGUUGUAAAUUUUUUUCCCCUUCGGUGGAAUUUAGUUAAAUUCCAUGCUUUCCCGGUGAAUUAAAAAGUCGUAGGCAACCGGCUAUAGCCCAUAUUUCUAAAGUCUGACCCACUUUCCUCAUGAGAAGGAGGUGGAGCCCGCGGUGGCGGGAGACAUUGAUGCCGGUUUUGUAGUUUGUUUUGUUUUGUGGGCGAGUUUUAAGGUAGUUCUUAGGACUGCAGGGGUUUUGUUUUGUUUUGUUUCUGAGGGUCAAAGAACAAGAGCUGUGGUUUCACUACACUUGGGGGUGCUGUGGGGUGACGAAGCCUGGAAUGAAUGUUGUGAAGUAAGAUCUGUUGCUGGUUUGAAAAUUAGCUGGGUGUUUCCCGCAGGGAGACAGAAAACCUAUCAUAGGGAGGGGCUGGGAUCGCGUCCUUUCAGAAAAGGAAUGGAGGGGUAGCAGAUCAAAGCCAGAGGGUGGCUUAUGAUCUGAGCGGCUCACCCUAACAAACGACUGCCUUUCAAAACUUGUGACUGCCUUGCGGUUUGUGUGUCUUUGCCUGUGGAGGACGCUGGGUUGGGCUGCAUUUUUUUUUUUUAAUUUAACAGUUAAUGGCUGGCUGAGUCCUCCCUUGUGUGUGUGUUUUCUCCCCCUGGGCAAGUCUUUGCUGCCCCCUGUUGAGCACCAUGAGGUUAGCACUUUUUUUUUUUUACUAUCCAAAGUUUGUAAACAGGAAUCACGUGGUCUGAAACCAGUCCUGUAACCAUGCCUUGCCUGUCUGGGGAGGAAAGUGUAGGUAUUCUGCUCUGCUUGCCAGGAACCCGGAGGAAAGCUUUCAGAAGGGGAUCCUGACAGGCUGUAUCUCAACUGAACUCCACCGCCUAGGGCCUCAGCUUUUCUGAACCCGAGUGUACAGUCCUCCAGAGUGGAUUCGCUACCAUCGGUACCAUGGCAGGUCGGCUGCAGUCUGGUCUCUGGGGAUCCUGCUCUAUGACAUGGUCUGCGGAGAUAUUCCGUUUGAGCAUGACGAAGAGAUCAUCAAGGGCCAAGUGUUCUUCAGGCAAAGGGUCUCUUCAGAAUGCCAGCAUCUCAUUAAGUGGUGUCUGGCCCUGAGACCAUCAGAUCGGCCAUCCUUCGAAGAAAUCCAGAACCAUCCAUGGAUGCAGGAUGUUCUCCUACCCCAGGCAACGGCUGAGAUUCACCUGCGCAGCCUAUCACCGGCACCCAGCAAAUAGCAGCCUUUUUUAUCAGACACUCUGGGGAGGGAGAGCUGUCUCCGGCUUCCAGCAGGACCUUACUUCAUGCAGGAACAGCAGUGACAACUCAUUCCAGACUCCAGGUUCCUGGAGCAUCCUCCCACGGGGGAGAGAGACUCUACUUUCACGUUCCCAGGCCCCUAUGCCCUACCCCACCAUAGAUGCUCUCACAGUGUCUAGUUUUGCUGGGCUCCGAAGAAUACUGGGGUGGGGGGGGGUGGGAGUGGGUCAAAGCCCUGCCAUGGAACUUUAGUCACCAUGGAGACUUCAGGUCACCAAGAUGGGCUAGGGUAGGGGGACAAACAUGUUGGGGGUGGGAUUAAAGAAAAAAAAACAAAAAACAAACUAGCACCAUAUUUAAGUCCCUGUCACCUCUUCCAACUCCUCUGAGUGCCUUCUGUGGGGACUCCGGCUGUGCUGGGAGGAAUACUUGAACUUGCCUCUUACCUGCUGCUUCUCCAAAAAUCUGCCUGGUUUGGUUCCUUACUCUUUGCCCUGCCCCCCCCCCCCCACUUCCUGUGAAAGGUGCCAUUGGAAGAGGCUCCAGGGCCAACUGCUGAGCCACCUGCCCCUUUUCUCUGACUCCUGUAGUGAACCCCCGAGUGAACUGGUCUUCCUUUCUGGUUUCUACUCAACUGUUUCAAAGCGAGACCUCAGACCGGAUGCACGACCAAUGCAGCACCAGACAAGGUGUAAAUGUGUACAGUCGGCGCGGUAGCCUGCAAAAGGAUUGUAGUGGAUACAAUUUAAAGAAAAAAAAGCCUUUAAGUUAUAUUUUAUGUGUUGGGGUGUUUUUUUUUUUUUUGUUUUGUUUUUGAAAGAUGGCACGUUCUAGCCUGGAAGUCAAUGUUAAUGUAUUUAUUUAUUUAUUUAUUUGGUUGCCUUCCUGUUCCAAACUUCCACUGGCUGUUGCCCGAGGAUUUUAUUGUCAUGUUCUGGUUUUUUUGUUUUGGUUUUUUUUUUCCCCUCUUGACUUGGGGACCUUUUGGGGAGGGCUGCGAUGCUUGCUGGGACGAAGGGGCUCUGGGACAGCUGCUGUAGUUCCUUCUGUGGGGGCCCCUUGCCUGCUCCCUGGAGUGGGUCUGGGCUGUCUGGGAAGGGGCAUCGCUGACUGUACAUAAGACGGAAAGGCAGUUCCAGCAUGGUGUGCCUUCCAGAUCCUCUUUGGGGCUGAGCUUGUUUGAGCAGCUUGUAGCCUGCUGGUUUUAUCUGAGUGAAAUACUGUACAGGGGAAUAAAAGAGAUCUUAUUUUUUUUUUUAUACUUGGCAUUUUUUGAAUAAAAACCUUUUGUCUUAA
Molecule: messenger RNA, 2610 nt
Organism: Mesocricetus auratus (golden hamster)
Lineage: Eukaryota; Metazoa; Chordata; Mammalia; Rodentia; Cricetidae
Gene: Pim1
Product: Pim-1 proto-oncogene, serine/threonine kinase
Exons: 3
Coding region: 1053-1292 (79 amino acids)
Biological process (GO): protein autophosphorylation; negative regulation of apoptotic process
Cellular component (GO): cytoplasm
Molecular function (GO): protein serine/threonine kinase activity; ATP binding
Source: RefSeq, a predicted model, not a curated record